GUAUAAUCACUGCCCUUGCGUCCCUUUCGAAUGGCAAUUUAAUUUGCUUUGUGUUCGAUGCAUUAUCCUCGUUAUCUAGCAAAUUUGGAUAUUUUAUUACAUUUGGAAUUAAUUGUAAGAUAAUUUGCUGAGGCUGAAAAUUUAAACGAAGCCUUUACGUCCAUCAAAAGUCAAUAGCAAUGAGCUUGACAUCCAGGAUUACUGGCGGUGCUAGCUCAGGUGUGAACCAUAAUGCUGCAAAUCCAGGGCCAAAAUUGUCAGGGAACUUUCCGCCUGCUACUCAAGAUGCAGCUCCAUCCAAUGCAGCCGCCAAUCACACUACAAGCUCCACACGCUGUUCUAGUGGUGCUCUAAUGAGCUUACUAAAUAGUGGAUUAUCUGUUCCUCGUCAGAUGAUGGUGCAAGCCCGGGGUGCCCAAGACAACCAGCAUAUUCCCAUACAUCUUAGUUUCAUUGGGACUAUUGGACAGGGCACUUUUGGGCAGAUUGAACGUGCAAGUCUAACUGUUUCCACAACUGCUAAUCAAGGCACACCCGGUAAAAAGAACUCAGACGGUAGCAGCCUUCCUGAUGGAGGACAAACUCUGCAGGUUGCAGUGAAGCGUGUUUUGCAAGAUCCCCGGUAUAAAAACCGUGAGCUAAGCAUCAUGCAACGACUAAAUAAUCACCCUAAUGUUGUUAAAUUUUACUACUAUUACUAUUCAACGGCAUCUUCGAAUAGUCGAAGUCACAGAAGUGGCAGCGGACGUACGAGCUCAUCUACAUCUGGUGUUGAUGUGUUCCUCCAUCUCGUACUGGAGUGUUUCCCUGAAAGUCUGUGUGAGCUGAUAUAUCGUUAUUCUCAGAGGAAUCUAAAAAUCCCAGCUUGUACAGUAAAGGUCUUCACCUACCAGAUGUUGAAGGCUUUAGCUUACCUACAUAGUCAUCAGAUUUGUCACCGCGAUAUCAAGUCAUCAAAUCUCCUAGUCAACGAAGAAACCAUGGUGUUAAAAGUUUGCGAUUUUGGAAGUGCCAAAGAAAUGGUGCCAGGGACUGCCAAUGUUUCCUAUAUAUCAUCUCGAUACUAUCGUGCCCCUGAAUUAUUAUUUGGAGCACAGUACUAUUCGUGUGCGAUAGAUACUUGGAGUGGUGGUUGUGUAUUAGCUGAAAUGUUGCGCCAGCAUUGUCUAUUUAUGGGAGCUGAUUCAGUAGACCAACUAGUUAAGGUGAUCCGUGUUUUAGGUACACCCACAGCACAAGAUAUUGCCAGUAUGAAUCCAAUGUACGGGUCCUACAACUUUCCAGAUGUUCAAUCCUGUCCUGUAAAGCUAUUUUUCCCACAACAUACUCCAGCGGAUUUAUUGGCUUUAAUGAGCAAAAUGCUUGUUUAUAAUCCAUCAUUAAGAAUUUUACCAUCUCAAGCGCUUUCUGAGCCUUGCUUUGAUGAACUUCGUUCCAUUGGUCCGCAUGGUGUACUGCCUAAUCGAGUUCGUAUGCCUCCUCGUAUAUUUGAUCCUGAUCCUGAGCCUAAUCCGCCCACUUCAACUCCAGAUGCUGCAACAAAUCCAUCAGCUUAUAAUUGUUGGUUACCCGAUCAUCAUAGACACGGUACAUCUAACAAAAAAUCUGUUACCAGUGUUGGCGAUCCAUCUGCAUCCGAUAAGAAGGGAGCAAAGUCAUCAUCCAACUUUCGAGAGAUUCCUGGGGAUUCGCAAAGAAAAGGCCGACCAACAACAGGAUCAAAUUCAUCAGAGAAGGGUACUGGAUUAACGGUUAGUGGUACAAGUAAUAACAAUAAUAAUGCACAUGCCAAUUCCGAGACAAAAUCCACUGCUGAAAUAGGCAAUCCAACAAAUGGUGUAAAUAAUGAUUUAACCAGUAAACAAUCCCAGUUACAACAACCACAACAACAACAUAGUCGAACAAAUAAUUCGUCGGGAACAGUUGCAGCAACAACGGAUAUUUCUACAUGUCAAACAGAAAAUCAAGAUCAUACUUGUUGUAAUGAUGAUGAAAGUUCGUCUGGAAAUGUCCAUUUGAAAUCAUUUGUGCCUACAUCAUCUGAACGAACAAAUCUUAAUGAAGUGCGUUGAGAAAUCCCGUUUCUUUUCUUUUUUUGUUUUGUUUAAAAAUUCUUCUUAUUCUCAUUCUCAUUUGAAUUUUUGCCAACAAAGACAAACAGUUUCGUCGUCCCUCGUGCCCCCACCCCACCUCGCUCCUCUCCAGAAAAAGAAAAGAAAACUAUUCACAUUUUCAGUGUGUAAUUCGAAUUAAUAAUCAAGGUGAAUAAUAUAAUAAUAUUAAUAAUAAUAAAAAUAGUAAUAAUAAUAAAGUGAAAGGCGAUACAACAA
This is a messenger RNA of Trichobilharzia szidati, 2330 nucleotides long. Lineage: Eukaryota; Metazoa; Platyhelminthes; Trematoda; Strigeidida; Schistosomatidae. The record is from the annotation of a GenBank genome assembly.